AUGGCGUUGGCUGGAAUCACGACUUCGAAUCCAACGUUUCUUCAGCUAAGGGUCUCUACCACAAGCUUACGUCAUGUGAUUCCACGCAAUUCGAUUUCAUUUCCUCGUUCGUCGUACGUGAAUCUCAAUCGGAGAAGCCGUCUCUAUGUUCGGUCCUCCUCCUCCUCUGCUCCAGUGGCAUCUGCAGUGGAGGGGCUGAAGCCGGCGAUAUCCUUGACGGAGAGUGCGCUUAAGCAUCUGAAUAAGAUGAGAACAGAACGUGGGGAAGAUUUGUGCUUGAGGAUUGGUGUGAAGCAGGGAGGUUGUUCAGGGAUGUCUUACACGAUGGACUUUGAGAACAGAGCUAACGCAAGACCGGAUGAUUCCACCAUUGAAUAUGAAGGCUUCGCUAUUGUCAAGUUUACAUGGCGAAUGCACAGCAACCAAAGCUGUUUGUGGGAAUGA
Brassica napus (rape) is the source of this 444-nucleotide messenger RNA. RefSeq names its product iron-sulfur assembly protein IscA, chloroplastic-like. Lineage: Eukaryota; Viridiplantae; Streptophyta; Magnoliopsida; Brassicales; Brassicaceae. The coding region runs from base 1 to 444 and encodes 147 amino acids. Gene Ontology annotation, biological process: iron-sulfur cluster assembly. Gene Ontology annotation, molecular function: protein-macromolecule adaptor activity; iron-sulfur cluster binding. Gene Ontology annotation, cellular component: chloroplast stroma. The record is from RefSeq and is a predicted model, not a curated record. The transcript has 3 exons.